CAUGAUGAGGUCAUGAUUGAAGACGCUGUUCACGGUAGGAACUAACCUCCCUGGAGCUCAAGAAAAAUUCUCUUCAGUGUUGCAAAACAUUGCAUGGAACCAAGAAUAUCCUCCAGACGUCUCAGAACAUUAUUUCCAGCGGCAGUCCACCACCGUCCGUUCUCGCCCCGACCUGCAAUUGUUCGUUCACCACCAUCAACCCCAACCGCAGCUUCACUCACCAGGCUCGCCGAUAUCACAAUACCAAACAUGUCCACUUCCCAGACUCCCGCGCCGUGGCGCAAAGAAUUCCUAUCCCAUAUCUCCCAAAUGCCCUCCCCGACCUUCACCCUCUCAACCCUACACCCAGCCACCGUCCCCGAGGCACCCUCCCGGGCCCUGCCCUGCGUCCCCCGCGCCCGCACCUGCGUCUUCCGCGGCCUAUGGGCCACCCUCCCACAGAAUUCGGACAAUUCGGCACCUCUCAACCCACCCCUCUUCGAGUCCGACCUGCCCGUCUUCACCACCGACGCCCGCAGCGACAAGACAACCGAGGUGUUUGACUCAGCGGCCGAAGGCGACGUGGAGGCCAGCGGCGGGCAGACGGGCGGCGGAGGACCGGUCGAGGCGGUAUUUUGGGUCGAUGUACCUGGUGUUAAAACGCAGUGGCGGGUGAGGGGACACGCGUGGGUUCUUGCCGGCGAGGAUGUGGAUUCGACCGAUAGGGAUGGGGCGAGGAAGGUUAGGGAGGUCUUGAAGGGGAGGAUGAGAAGGACCGCGGAAGAAGGGGAUGAAGGGAGCUGGAGCUUUGCUAGGGAAGUAAAGGCGCACUUCGGAAAUUUGAGUCCGAUGAUGAGGGGGUCGUUCAAAGCGCCCCCGCCUGGAACACCCGUGGCGUAUCAUACUGGAAAGGGGGAGGGGGUCGGGCAGAAGCUGGAUGAUCUUGAGGAUGAGGUGGCCGGGCAAAAUUUUAGGGUCGUGGUGAUCGUCCCGGAUGAGGUUGAUCAGGUGGACUUAAGCGAUGAAUUGCGCCCGAGGAGGUGGCUGCACGUGUAUCGCGGGUUUGAGGGAGACUCGAGACUUCCUGGUGGUGAGGUCAUUGGGGAGUGGGAGAAAGUUGAGGUUUGGCCCUGAAAUGCUGUGUUCAAGGGACUUCAAAAGUCAUGACGGCGGGUGAGGGAAGGGGGCUUUGACUUGUUCCGGUGUCAGGUCCGUCGCCUGUGGUCAUGAGGUCAUCUUCGGCUUCCCUUCAAGCUAAAACCGCUGGAAUGAUGUCCUUUACUGAGCCAACGGCCGGCGUGAAAUCCUACAAAAAAACAAAAAGAACAAAAAAAGAAAAUGGUUGAGAUGCUGAAUUCAUGAGGUGUGGGAUUUUGACAACCCAGUGAAGUUGAGGGAAUGCGAAGCAAGUCUCCCGUUUGUAAAGUCGGGGAAGGAGCACCCCCUUGUUGAUUACCGGCAGCACGCUCGCAAGUACGCU
This is a messenger RNA of Parathielavia appendiculata, 1459 nucleotides long. RefSeq lists its product as uncharacterized. Gene Ontology annotation, molecular function: FMN binding. Bases 250 to 1113 code for a protein of 287 amino acids. The transcript has a single exon. The record is from RefSeq and is a predicted model, not a curated record. NCBI's taxonomy places the organism in Eukaryota, Fungi, Ascomycota, Sordariomycetes, Sordariales, Chaetomiaceae.